Messenger RNA from Prunus armeniaca (apricot), 222 nucleotides. NCBI's taxonomy places the organism in Eukaryota, Viridiplantae, Streptophyta, Magnoliopsida, Rosales, Rosaceae. The record is from the annotation of a GenBank genome assembly.
AUGGACCUAACUCAAACUACCCAAAAGCCAGAGGAAAGUGCCAAUGAUUUCAUAAUGAGAUGGAGGAGCCUCAAUCUCCAAUGCUCGGAGAAAAUUACUGAGCAAUCAGCAAUGCAAAUCCGCUACAACAACCUCAUGACAGACAUUGCAACUUUUGUUGCCAUCAGUGAAACCCAAUCAUUUGAUGCUUUGGUGUCAAAGGCGAGUAAUGUUGAACGAUAA